GCUUGACAUAAGCGUGUUUGUUACUUUAACUUGUUGCCGCUUUGGUAGCAAUUCAUUCCACUUGUAUAUUUGUAUAAAUUAUGCUUGCCUCCGGUACUGGAACCGGAGGUAGUAGUACACCAGAUUCCAAUGAAUUUGUUCGUGGUACAAGUCCAGAGUUUACAGAUGAAUUAGGCGAACUUGUCCCUGUACUUGAUUCAAUACAUUUAGUUCCAUAUAAAAAAAGUUCCCUAGUCGGCUCCUCGUCACCGUUUGAUCCAAAAAAGGCGAAAGUUACGGUUCAACGUCCUGGUGAUCAAAAAGCUUAUCAAUGUGGACCACAUCUUAGAAAAACAAAGAAAACAGAUUCUGAUGCUAUCAAAGAGAUAAAUCGGUGCCGUGAAGAGAAUACUACACGCCUGGAUUUAUCCAAAGGUCAAUUACACUUUCUACCUUCAUCAAUACGAGAUGUUGGACAUCAUUUAAAAGAACUUUAUCUUUAUUGUAAUAAAUUAGUGAAUUUACCAAAUGAAAUCGGUACACUGUACACCUUGGAAAUAUUAAUGGUACAAGAGAAUUCAUUGAGUGAUUUACCAGAAACAUUGGCACAGUGUAAACAAUUACGUGUCCUAGAUAUUAGACAUAAUAAGUUAUGCGAAAUUCCUCGAGUUGUUUACAAGCUAUACAAUUUAACACAUUUAUUUCUACGCUUUAAUCGUAUACGUGUUGUGGAUGAAGAAAUUCAAUAUUUAACUAAACUUCAAGUACUCAGUCUACGCGAGAAUAAAAUUCACACCUUACCAGCUAAACCUGGGAUUGGUCAGUUAACUCACUUGAUUACAUUGGAUGUUUCACAUAAUCAUUUGGAACAAUUAUCAGAAAAAAUUGGUCAAUGUCAAAAAUUGUGUACCUUAAGCUUGCAACAUAAUGAAUUGCGUUCAUUACCGAAUACAAUUGGUGAUUUAAAAAUGCUUGAAAAUAUCGGUCUAAGGUAUAAUCAUUUAGAAUCAUUGCCAGACUCAUUGGCACGUUGUACAAAUCUCUUAGAAUUAAAUAUUGAAGGCAAUAAUAUUUGGCAAUUACCGGAAGGAUUAUUAACACAUUUAAAGAAAAUCUCGUGUGUAACAUUGUCAAGAAAUUAUUUCAAUGUAUUCCCAGCCGGUGGUCCUCAACAAUUCACUUGUAUACAAUCACUCAAUAUGGAACAUAAUCAAAUCACUCGGAUACCAUUCGGUAUAUUUUCACGGGCAUCGAAUUUAACUAAAUUAAACUUGAAAGACAAUCAAAUCAGUGCUUUCCCACCAGAUAUCAAAAGUUGGACAAGUUUAGUGGAGCUGAAUGUUGGCACAAAUCAAUUGACUAAACUCCCCGAUGAUAUAGAACAUUUAAUCAAUUUAAAAGUUCUCAUAUUGAGUAAUAAUCAGUUGAAACAUAUUCCAGUAACUAUAAGAGAGUUACAGAAGUUACAAGUUCUUGACUUGGAAGAGAAUCAUUUAGAAUCUUUACCUCCUGAUAUUGGUUACUUAGGCGAACUUCAACGCUUAAUUGUUCAGUCAAAUAGACUUAUCAGUUUACCACGGGAAAUCGGCCGUUUGCACAACUUGGUUUAUUUGGCUGUGGGUGAAAAUGAUCUGCAGACUAUACCAAAUGAAAUAGGUGAUUUGCAUAAAUUAGAAACAUUAUAUUUGAAUAAUAAUUUGAAUUUACACGAUCUACCCACGGAAUUGGCUAUGUGUUGUAGCCUACAAAUGAUGUCCAUUGAAAAUUGCCCAUUGACACAAAUUCCUGUUGAAGUAGUGACUGGUGGUCCAUCACUUGUCAUUCAGUAUUUACGCUUACAAAGUUCUUUCAGUCAUAUAUGAACUUCUUCUGCCUUUUCUUGUUUGAUGAUGAUGAAUCCAAAAAUUUCCUAAAUUGAAAAAAAAACAGGUUGACAGACACAAAAACGCAAACCAUAUCGCAAUAAUGAAUCAUAACUACAUCGAAGACAACAAAAAGCACAACACUGUCUACAACGAUAACAACAUCCUCCCUUCAUUACUCUCUCCACAAGGACAUUUUAAUUUUCAAACUAAGUUGUUUUGUAUGUGUAUGUGUGUGUGUAUAUUGUGCCCGAAAUGUGAUACAACACCCUAUGGUUGCCGUGGUUACCUGUAUAUUUCAUUAUUUCAACAACAUUUCGAUAGUUUUAUUCAAAUAGUAUAUACAUAUAUGUGUUGUAUACAAAGGAUACAAAAGAGGUACAUUAUUUCCAACUUAUUUCCUGUUUUCCACGUAUUUCUGUUUUGUUUGGUGACAGUGAUUUCCGUGUACACUCUGAGAGAACUACUAAAUUAUUAAAUGUUUCUGUAUCAUUAUGAUUAUAAUUGUCUUCAUACGUCUUCUGUAGCAAUUCAUCUGUUCUCCAGUUUACUCGUUUUCCCACUAACUCAUGAAUUAAAUUCAUCACCAGUGUGAAAUGGGAAGGAAACAUUGGAAGUUCCUGUUUUCAUUCUCUCUCUCUGUCUAAUAUGCUUCAUGUGUCUUUGAGUGAAAAGUUUAUUUUAUAUAACAGAUACAUAUACAUAUGUAAAGUGGUAGUGUGUAUACAAAUUGUACACUGAUUAAUGUAUAUUAUUAUCUUGAAAGAAUGAAAGAUCAGAUUUCUCCAGCAUCGUUAUCGUCAAUUCCCCUCACACCCCCUCCACGUCGUUUACACACUUUUUUAAAAGAAUUUUUCAAUCUAGUCGCAUUUCCUGCGCGUUUCUGUUUUUUGUUUUGCUGUUUUUUUGCAUUUAUGUGUAACUAACUAAUUUGUCUUGCACAUCCACCAGCUGUUGUAUUCUUAUUUUUCUUUUCAUCGAAAAAAAUGUCUUUUCUCUGUUGUGUUUUUGAAGUAGAGAAGUUCUCGUUUGUGACAUGUUUUGAGUACAGCUAGCUAAGAGUGUAAACAAAAUCACAGAAACAAAGCAACCCCGCCACACCAACAUACACUCACACAAACAAACAUAUAUGUUUAUUCAUAUGUGUAUAGAGUAAAGGUUAUCUUUCUGAAUCUUUCUUCUUUGUUUCUAACCUUUUCACGUAUUUGCGUGCGUGUGUCUUUGUUUUUGUAUUUAAUCCAUCUCUAUCUCUCUCUCUUGUCGUCUUCUUUUGUCUGGCAGCCAUCUUUCUUUUCUCUUUUUUUUUACUGUCUUUGAUGUAAUUUAGACGCACCGAACUCAUCGCCUCAGUGUUGUUGUCAGUAAUUCUUUUUUUGCUUCAGUUUACUCCCUUCGUUUCACACUGAGUCAUAUAAGAAAAACACAGCUGAUAUUAUCCUGAUUUUUGAUUUUAUUUUAUUAUUCCAAAUGGAAAAUAGAUAUUAUAAAAAGUACAACAGCAGUAGGUGUACUAACUAUUAACUGUGAAGGAAUACAUACAAUAUAUAUGUGCGUCUUUGUGUGUAUAUUUGUGUUAAUUAACAGUUUUGUGGAUAUUCUUUUACAGACAGACCUUUGUGUACAGUAGUAGUAAAUUUCUUAUGUAUGUACCACAAUUUUAUACAUGUUGUCUAUGAAAAGGAGUUGCUGUUGUUGUUGUUGGUUUCGCUCCUUUUUUGGGGGGCGUGCUUAUUUUAUCCAGCUUAUCAAGUAAUAAAAUAAACGUUCGUUUCUCGUUUAUUUAUUAUCUUUUUUGUCAAAUAUUAUCUUUUUAUUUUUCAAACAAAUAUUCUUGAAUGAUAAAAUAAUAGUAAUAAUAAUAAUAGUGGUGAUAAAGAUUUUAAUACCACUAACAGCUUCAAUACUCUUCCUUUAUACUUGUAAGUAAUUGAUUCAAUUUUUUUCUACUUUGUUCAAUGUUCAGUUAUUUUUAUUAUUUUGUUUAUUCGUAUUGUAUGUGUGUAUGUAUGCGCUUGAGCGCGCGCGCGCGUGCAUUCAUUCAAUUCGCUAAACACAUGUCUACUUUGACAAUUCGCUAUUACUGACUCAUUAAUAAUAAUAAUAAUAACAAUAUUUUAAAUAGUCAUCUGAUUUUAUCAUUAUUCUUAUAUGAAAGAAUACUUUUUCAAGAAGUUUUAUUAUUAUUAUUUUUGUGUGUGUGUUUUGUUUCGCUUUGUUCAUUUGCCUUCUUAUUCUUUUUCUUUUUUUUCUGCUUUUUAAUACGCGCGAUCAUGUGCUUACAUAUGUUUAUUUUUCAGAAAAUAAUUUUACUUGUUGAACACAAUCUCUUUUUGUUGUUGUUGUUGUUUACUUUUCUGAUAAGUGUUUAUUUUGGAAAUCUGCUGUCUUAAAAAGUAAAAAUAAGUAAAUAAAUAGA
This is a messenger RNA of Trichobilharzia szidati, 4257 nucleotides long. The record is from the annotation of a GenBank genome assembly. NCBI's taxonomy places the organism in Eukaryota, Metazoa, Platyhelminthes, Trematoda, Strigeidida, Schistosomatidae.